Messenger RNA from Archocentrus centrarchus (flier cichlid), 3829 nucleotides. Its product is annotated as NACHT, LRR and PYD domains-containing protein 12-like. NCBI's taxonomy places the organism in Eukaryota, Metazoa, Chordata, Actinopteri, Cichliformes, Cichlidae. The record is from RefSeq and is a predicted model, not a curated record. The transcript is spliced from 13 exons. Bases 153 to 3353 code for a protein of 1066 amino acids. Gene Ontology annotation, molecular function: protein binding.
CAACAUCUCCUUCUUCUCCUGUCAGUCUCACUGUUUAAGAACAUUUUGUUUUUAAUAAUUCGGUGACUCAGUGAAGGUUCGUUAAAGUCCAGAGGAGCGGCUCUGCUGUUGAAACGUGAUUGGAUGAUUCCUCUCAGACUGAAGUGCAGAAGAUGAGUGUUUGUGUGGAGGAGGAGGGGGACGGAGCAGACCGUGUGGGAUUCAAGAGCAGCCAGUCCAAAGCAGAUCCGCUGGCCUUCAGUGAUGGACCCGGACCCUCAGACACACAAGAGAGGAAGAGGAGCGGGGUCUGUGUGGAGAAGCGGCCGUCCUGCUGUGCUUCGUGUCAGGACGUCCUGAAGGAUCCAGUCUCUACCAGCUGUGGACACUGGUUCUGCAGACAGUGCAUCUCCUCAUACUGGGACCAGUCUGCUUCAUCAGGAGACUCCUCCUGUCCCCAGUGUGGACAAAGACCCAGAACCAGAGCUGGACUGCAGACAGCCAGUCAGAGCAGCUGUGGACAAACAGAUGCUGGUCUGCAGGAGGUUUUAGAGGAACAUAAGAUCAGUCUGAGGAGGAGAUGUGAACGUGUGACUGAAGGAAGUGAUCAAACAGGAAGUGGAACCCUCCUGAACAGGAUCUACACUGACCUCUAUAUCACAGAGGGACAGAGUGAAGAGGGUCAUACCCAACAUGAGGUGAGGCAGCUGGAGACAGCUUCCAAAAAGAAGACUUUUGAUGACAGACCAAUCAGGUGCCACGACAUCUUUAAAGCCUUCCCUGACCAACAGAGACCCAUCAGAGUGGUUCUGACCAACGGCGUCGCUGGUGUUGGAAAAACCUUCUCAGUGCAGAAGUUCAGUCUGGACUGGGCAGAGGGCUUGGAGAACCAACAUGUCAGUGUGGUGAUGCUGCUUUCAUUCAGGGAGCUGAACCUGAUCAGAGAUCAGCAGUACAGUCUUCUGGAGCUGCUCCAUGUUUUCCAUCCAACAUUACAGAAGGUCCCAGCAGAGAAGCUCGCUGUCUGGAAGCUUCUGUUCAUCUUUGACGGCCUGGAUGAAAGCAAACUUUCAUUGGAUUUCACCAACAGGAAGCUCGUGUCUGAUGUCACACAGAAGUCAUCAGUCAGCGAGCUGCUGACAAACCUCAUCGAGGGGAAUCUGCUUCCCUCGGCUCUCGUCUGGAUAACUUCCCGACCUGCAGCAGCCAAUCGGAUCCCUCCUAGAUGUGUUGACAGGCUGACAGAAGUGCGAGGUUUCACUGAUGCCCAGAAGGAGGAGUACUUCAGGAGGAGAUUCAAUGAUGAAGAGCUGUCCAGCAGAAUCAUCUCCCACAUGAAGACAACCAGGAGCCUCCACAUCAUGUGCAGAAUCCCAGUCUUCUGCUGGAUCACUGCUACAGUUCUGGAGCACAUGUUGACUAUAGAACAGAGAGGAGAGCUGCCCAAGACCCUGACUGACAUGUACUCACACUUCCUGCUGGUUCAGACAAAGAGGAAGAAGAACAAGUACCAUGAGGGACAUGAGACAAGUCCACAGGAGCUGACGGAGGCUGACAGGGAAGUUCUUCUGAAGCUGGGGAGGCUGGCGUUUGAACAUCUGGAGAAAGGAAACAUCAUGUUCUACCAAGAAGACCUGGAGCAGUGUGGUCUGGAUUUUACAGAGGCCUCAGUGUACUCGGGAGUUUUUACAGAGAUCUUCAAAAGAGAACAUGUGAUCUUCCAGAAACCAGUCUACAGCUUUGUUCAUCUGAGCAUUCAGGAGUUUCUGGCUGCAGUCUACAUGUUCCACUGUUACGCCAGCAGGAAGACAGAGGUGCUGGAGGACUUUCUGGGAGAAAAAUACAAUGAGUCAUCUCUGUGUAUCUUUCUGAGCAAGAUCAUGGAGAAAUCCCUCAGGAGUAAAAAUGGUCAUCUAGACCUGUUUAUUCGCUUCUUUCAUGGCCUCUCUCUGGAGUCCAACCAGAGACUCUUAGGAGGUCUGCUGGGUCAGACAGAGAACAGUCCAGAAUUCAUCCAGAGAGUCAUCAACAACCUGAAGAAGAUGAACAGUGAUAAAAUCUCUCCUGACAGAAGCAUCAACAUCUUCCAUUGUCUGAUGGAGAUGAAUGACCUCUCAGUACAUCAGGAGAUCCAAAAGUUCCUGGAGUCAGAAAACAGAUCAGAGAGACUCUCUGAGAUCCACUGCUCAGCUCUGGCGCACAUGAUGCAGAUGUCGGAGAUUCUGGACGAGUUGGACCUAAAGAAAUACAACACAUCAUUGGAGGGACGUUGCAGAUUGAUUCCAGUUGUGAGGAACUGCAGAAAGGCUCGACUGAAUUCUUGUGGACUCUCAGAGACUCACUGUGAAGUUGUGGCCUCAGCUCUCAAGUCCAAACCUUUCCAUCUGACAGAGCUGGACAUGAGUUACAAUGACCUGCCCUGUUCAGGAGUGAAGCUUCUGUGUGCUGGUCUGCAGAGUCCAAACUGUCGACUGGACACUCUGAGACUGGUGGACUGCUGGUUGUCAGAGAUCAGUUGUGCUUCUCUGCUCUCAGCUCUCAUGUCCAACCCCUCCCAUCUGAAACAUCUGGACCUGAGUGACAACAUCAAGCUGCAGGAUUCAGGAGUGAAGCUGUUGUGUGGUUUUCUGGAGAGUCCACACUGCAGACUGGAAACUCUGAGAUUGGUGAAUUGCAGGUUGUCAGAGAUCAGCUGUGAUUAUCUGACCUCAGCUCUGAAGUCCAACCCCUCCCAUCUGAAACUUCUGGACCUGAGCAACAACUUUGACCUGCAGGAUUCUGGACUGAAGCAGAUCUGUGGUUUUCUGGAGAAUCCAGAGUGUGGACUGGAGACUUUGAGACUGAAAGGUUGUGGAAUCUCAGAGACUUCCUGUGAAGUUGUGGCCUCAGUUCUGAAGUCCAACCCCUCCCAUCUGACAGAGCUGGACAUGAGUUACAACAAGCUGCAGGAUUCAGGAGUGAAGCUGCUGUGUGCCGGACUGGAGAGUCCAAACUGUCGACUGGAGACUCUGAGAUUGGAGUACUGCUGGUUAUCAGAGGUCAGCUGUGCUUCUCUAGUCUCUGCCUUGAAGUCCAGCCUCUUCCAUCUGAAACAUCUGGACUUGAGUAAUAACACCGACCUGCAGGAUUCAGGAGUGAAGCAGCUGUGUGGCUUUCAGGAGAGUCCACACUGUAGACUGGAGACUCUGAGAUUGGAGAACUGUGGUUUGUCAAAGAUCAGCUGUGAUUAUCUGGCAGCAGCUCUGAAGUCUGCCUGUUUUAGACAGCUGGACAUGAGCAGAAACAGCCUGCAGGAUCCAGAUGUGAAGCAGCUGUCUGAUCUUGUGGAGAGUCCACACUGCAGACUGGAGACACUGCAGUGGAGCCCAUGGUAAACAGGACGGUGUGUGUGCUGAGAGAGGAGGAGCUGUGUCCUGAUGAUCCAGAGAGGUUGAAGCAGCAGCAGCUUGUGUGCAGAGACGCUCUGACUGGGCCAUGUUACUGGGAGGUGGAGUGGAGAGGAGAGCUUCAUCCAGCAGUGACUGACAGAGGAAUGAGAAGAAGUGCAGAUGACUGUCAGUGCUGCAGAGUGAACUGCUCUGAGAACAGCUCCACUGUCAGACACAAUGUAGAGUCCACCAUCAUCCCUGUGUGUCCCUGUGGAUCUGCCAGAGGAUCAUCAGUGGAUCUGGAUGCUCUGCUGCUGCUCUGUCCUUCUACACAGUCUCUGCAGAGUCUCUGUCUGACACUGGCUUCAGCUUUUCAGGCUUCAUUCUGGAUCACAGUCAGGAGAACAUCACCUGGAAAGGCCUCCAACAACAUCUCCAUCAUAGACACAAUGUUUUUAGGACUUACACAUCAGGCUUUGGUG